AUGGACGCGCCAGAAGACGACUUGGACAUCAAGCUACAAAAGAUAUCCAAUGACCUCAUCGCCGAUUUCGACGCCUCCCUAGUCCCCUUCCUCAGGAAGCCAAAUGGCUCAGGCGGCACUGUAGUCAGGUCCCGUGUGCGUUCUCGUGAGCUGGAGCGCAUUAUUGCCGGGCUCCUUGAUCCUUUCCAAGAACUACCACAGCUUCUGGACCCCUACCUGCCCAAAUGGCUUCCCAUCCUUGCUGAGAACUUCCUCGAGUAUCAGCAGUCUCGUUACCGGAACAAGCUGCUCUCAACCCGGUCUGACCUGCUGACUCCGUUGCCGAGGGCCAUUUGCAAGAUCUUGUACACUUUCUGCAAGAUCCGUGGUGAAAAGGUCAUUGUCCGCUUUCUCAACAACGAGACAAAGUACCUGGAGCUUAUACUCUCCGCUCUCGAGGAGUCAGAAAGGCAUCAAGACGCACAGCCAUCCUCUACCGAUGCCAGCACCGCUACCGCUGGUAGCGGUCCGCAGUGGACUUGGGAGGAGCGGUAUAUUGUCCUGUUGUGGCUUUCACAUCUCAUGCUUGCCCCCUUUGACUUGGCCACCAUCUCAUCAACCGACGUCGAGCAGGAUGAUCUCGCGCCUAUUUCUGGUUUCCAGUGGCCUCAAGGUCUGCCCAGUAUAACCACUCGGAUUCUGCCCCUGGCCAUCAAGUAUCUUGCCUCCCCGGGCAAGGAGCGAGAUGCCGCAAAAGCCCUUUUGGUCCGUAUUUCCAUGCGCAGAGACAUGCAACAACUUGGCGUGUUGGAUGCGUUGGUAAACUGGGCCCUCUCCGCUCUUCGCCCUCAAGAGGGACUUCAGAGAACACCGUACCAUUACAUUGGCGUUCUCUCAUUCUUGUCCGGCGUUCUCGUCUCGUCAAUCGACACCUCCGACAUGGAUAAGUACCUGCUGACUUUGUUUCAAGAGGUCCAUGGGGCUGCCACUGAUCAAAAUGCCGCCGGGUCAGUCAUGUCAUCGGCCCUAGCUCGCAAGACAAUGAUCAAGGUGAUUCGGUCAAUCGCGGUUUCCAUCUUGCGCCAAGAUAUGCCGAGCAUGGAGAUUAUUGAGACUACUAUUGGUUUCUUACUCGAAAACCUGGCAGACAAUGAUACGCCAGUCCGGUUCGCUGCCAGCAAAGCUCUCAGUGUCAUCACCUUAAAGCUUGAUCCUGACAUGGCCUCAGAAGUUGUCGAAGCCGUGAUUGACUCGUUGAAUAAGAAUGUCCUAUGGGUAAAAGACCCCAAGGAUAUAAACGCACCGCCAGCCAUGGACAUUGGCGCCGUUGAUCCUCUCGAGUGGCAUGGGCUGAUGCUCACUCUAUCCCACCUUCUAUACAGACGCUCACCCCCUGCAGAGAAUCUUGAUGGCAUUAUCAACGCCCUUUUGAUCGGGCUUUCGUUCGAAAGGCGAGGAACUUCUGGCGGCUCUAUCGGCACCAAUGUCCGAGAUGCGGCGUGCUUCGGCAUAUGGGCACUCGCACGUAGAUAUAGUACAAAGGAACUGCUUGCAGUCCCCACCAGCUCUACGGUAUCAACCAGAUCCUACAACCAACAAGCCUCUAUGCUCCAAAUUCUGGCUACGGAACUCGUGGUGGCUGCAUGCCUGGACCCUUCAGGAAACAUCAGACGCGGUUCUUCUGCCGCCUUGCAGGAGUUGAUUGGCCGCCAUCCUGAUACGGUUGAGAAGGGAAUUUGGGUGGUCCAGACAGUCGACUACCAUGCUGUAGCUCGGAGAUCCAGGGCACUCCAGGAGGUUGGCCUGAAUGUCACCAGAUUAUCGAGCCAGUACGGCGAGGCCAUUCUGCACGCUCUCCUCGGCUGGAGGGGCAUUGGUGAUUUUGACGCCAUGGCAAGACGAGCAGCAGGAGCGUCUUUUGGCACCAUUGCUUCAGAGCUUGCCUUGGGCGUCCCUGAUUCGGCUGCAAGGCUCACGCACUUCAUGACUAUGGUCCUUGACCGGGUCAAGUCACUGCAAGUACGGCAAGUGGAGGAAAGACAUGGGCUACUCAUGAGCUUUGCAUCAUUGCUCGACGCAUUUCCAAAUAUUGCAAGCGCGUCUCAAGACGCAGGAAGCACCACUUCCCACGACUCUAUUACGAACUUCAUUUCCAACUCUCUUGCGGGGUUAAUCGAAAUCCUUACAGACGCCAACAUCAAAACAUACCGCAAACCGGAAUUGAUCGCCGAAGGAGCGAGCUCUUUGAUCAUAUCCUCUUUCCCGGUCUUGCAGUUAUCUGUACUGACCAGCAAUGGUGAUAUGUUGAAGCCAACCGAGACAACACUGCUGCCUGGACGGGCCCUCUUCGCAAAGAGUGGCACUGAGAUUUCCAGCCUGGUAGCGAAGAUGACGCCUAGACCUGAACAGGUCAGAAGGAUUGCAGGACUUGCCAAAGCUAACCUGGAAAAAUGGCUUGUCCGUCCAGAGCAGGAGAUUAUAUGUGUAGCCUCUGAAGCCGCCCUAGUUCUGCUCAUAUUCUGUGAAGAUGUUGAGCGUGAGAACGUCGUCCGCGAAUGGGCUGACGCUGUCCGUCAUCGUCCAUCUGGGCGAGCAACUACCGCCUCAGGAUAUUUCGCUGCGCUCGCCAUGUCGUACUCCGUACUUGCGACUUUGAAGGUCGCUGAGCAGGACAGAAGCUUAAUGUGCAGCGCCUUUGUCGAGCGUUGGAAGAGUGACAAUGACAUCGAGACCCGAGUUUCCAUCCUCUCCAGUCUCACUCAGAGUGAUAUUUUGCGAGAAAAUAUUGACACAUUUCUCGAGCUUAUCGACGCCGGUUUGGAUGACUACACUACCAAUGCACGGGGUGACGUCGGGUCUCUAGUCCGCUUGCAGGCUAUCAAGGCAACAAAGUUCCUCUGGGAGAGACUUGAUCAGCUUCCCACAAACGAGGCUCUCCGGGUUGUUUCGGCGUUGUUCUUGCGCAUUCUGCGUCUCGCAGCCGAGAAGUUGGACAAAGUAAGAGCUGAAGCGCAGACCGCUUUAGCUCUGGUUCUAAAGCCGAAUUGCUCUGCUAGGGUUCGCGAAUCGACUUUCUCUUCCAGAGUUUACUUUGGCUUCUUGCUCAAUUUGCUGUUCGAAGACGUAUUACAACCCACCAUAUCAGACACUCUUAAGGCUGACCCAGAUACCUGGAUGGAAGAGCUCCUGGCAGGACUCGUAUCAUCCGCUGACACCGGAAAUGAAGAGCUUGUCAUCGCAACCAGAGCUGCCCUGUGCGAGUUUUGCCAACAGUCAAAGGAAAAUACGGACGCUGUGUGCACUGCACUUCUCCGCAACCUCAAAAGCAGGCAAGGCCAGGACCGCGUAUUAGUUCCGACACUGGAGAUCACCGCUUUCCUGCUCCAUGUGGGCAUCUUUCAGACAUGUGACAAGAUCAACUACAAGAGCCUAUGCUUACAGGUCCAAAAAGCUUGCUAUAAGACGGGUAACGUCCGCAAGAUCGAGGCCUGCAUCAGGGUCUAUGGCGCCGUCGCUGAGCUCGGUCGGUCCCGCGGCUCUGAUCAGGCAUCUGUGGACGGUACAGAUGAACAGCGGAAACAAGAGGGCAUCACGGACGCUCGUAAGAGACUCGGUGCCCUCAUGAUGCAUCCAUGGCCGCGUAUCAGGAGCUUCGUUGUCGACGAACUCUGGGGAUUGACCUCAAUCAGCCUCAAUGACCCAGCAGCAGAGAAGCUGAAGGGCGUUGAUUGGGGUAAGGCUGAAAAGGGGUCUGUGAAAUCGCUGGUUGAGGCUCUCGAGUUGGGCAGCUAG
This is a messenger RNA of Neurospora tetraspora, 3771 nucleotides long. Its product is annotated as tubulin folding cofactor D C terminal-domain-containing protein. The record is from RefSeq and is a predicted model, not a curated record. NCBI's taxonomy places the organism in Eukaryota, Fungi, Ascomycota, Sordariomycetes, Sordariales, Sordariaceae. Gene Ontology annotation, biological process: tubulin complex assembly; microtubule cytoskeleton organization; post-chaperonin tubulin folding pathway. The transcript is spliced from 3 exons. Gene Ontology annotation, molecular function: GTPase activator activity; beta-tubulin binding. The coding region runs from base 1 to 3771 and encodes 1256 amino acids.